UAUCCUUCAUGUCAAGUACAAUCACAAACUUUUGUAUUGUUGUACUAGAUAUGCUGGUGAGAGGACAACUGUUAGGCUAGGCCUAGUUAUUAUUACCAUGCUGCUAAAAUCACAUCAGGAUCUAUAAUGUAGGCCAGAUGAGGGUCUGCCUUUGUAUGGCAAUCUGGAAUCCAACAAUGUAACUUAAAUGUACUAACCUCAUCAAAACUGCCAUUGGCAAUGUCUACUGGAAAAAAUAUGUGAAACACCUACACCAAGGAAAAUGUUGUACCUACACCAUGCUCAUUGCAUCAGUUCACAAUGUUUUUGACUUGGUGCCCAUGGACACUCUGGCAGUGAGGAAAGCCACCGUCAAAGCAAAGCUUCUUGCUGGGUCAUACACGCUUCAAGGCACCAGAGCGAAGUACCUCAAGAACUGCAACCCAUUAUGUCUCAUGUGCCAAGCCAGUAGUGAGGAUAUCUGACAUAUUGUACUACGGUGCCCAGCACUGGAACCUGUCAGGAGUCAGUACAUACCGCUCAUACAUCAAUAAAUCAUUGACAACUGUGACCAUAUAGUUUGCUCAACACUCAUAAGAGAUGCUGACAAGUUUUUACAGGCUGUUCUUGACGUAACCAAUCCUCUUCUACCGCUAACCCUACAGAGCGAAGAAACUGCUAUAAGAGAGAGAACAUUUCUAGAAAUAUAUGUGUUAUGCCCUACACCUCCGUUGAUGUACUUUGCUGGACAUUGCCACUGGAGCUGGCCCGUUUUGGAAGCUGCUGUUUGAGUUACUGUAUUUUCUGAAGUAUGGUGUGAUUGAUGAUGUGACCAUCAAGGCAUAUUCUGAACUUACUCAAGAAGAACUGGCUGUGUAUGUGAAGAAGAGUAUGCAGAGUCGAGGUUUCUACUCCAAGGAAUUUUCUAUACUGCCCAAUGACAUGAGUUCAGGCAGUAGGGAACUGUUACUGGCCUUUGCCUGGCUCAUGUGUAAAGAGAAUGUUAUCGUCAAAUUUAUGGAACAGUGUUCCUCCCCAGUAGAUGAAAACACACUCUCCGUGUAUGAGUUUGAUUUGGAAGAGAAUAUCCACUCCAACUACCUAGCUUCCAGCCAUUCACUCAAUCCAGUACAGAAAGUCCAACAUCUGCAGCUCCUCAACGGCAAGAUGAGGUACAGUCUGAAACGGCUGUAUGGUCUUCAUAGAGAGAAGAUCAAGCUUGACCAUAAGGUCCAUGAAUGUACCCAGGGUGUCUCUCUGUCCCCCAGACUGUCACACCUCACAGCCCUGGAGGUCCACAUGCUGAAACAUCCAGAACUGUUGAAAAAGGUAUUUCAUCUGCUGGAAAAAGACAAUGAACGAUUGCAAAUACUGUUAGUUUGGACUGAACAAGAGGAAAAGUUUUGGAAAUGGAUGGAGAGUGUCCUUGACCUGAAAAUGCAGGAGAUGUCUGUCCAUGGAGGUCAAAGUGUGGCCAAACUGCUGUAUUACAACAUUCCACCUGAUAGUGUGAGUGGUAUGGAGACAGCCCGCCUACAACUAGAGGAGGCCAUAGUGAAGUACGAGUCUAUCAUAGAACAGCUGGAAGAUGUGUGGGAGUCUAAGAGAACCAUUGUAACAGAGCAGGAACUAGACAACUUGCUAACUUCCAUCAACAUGGAGAUUUCAUUACAGCAAGCAAAUCUUGCCCUUGACAACACAGAGCAAGUACUGAGGAAAUACAAGGAUCCUGGACUGUUUUACCAAAGGAACUCCACUAAUAGCAGCAAAAAGGUAUCUAACCUGCAGGUAUCGGGGCAUGUGAGGGACCUCUCUUGGCAAGGGGAUGGUCCAGACCCACCCACAGACAUUCGUUCAGAAAUCUCCGUUCUCGAGGCACAACUUAAAAGACUAGAAUUAGAGUCUCGGAGUAAACGGUCUCGCUAUUGUUCAGAUUUGGAUACUAUAUCCAGUAGCAUACCUGACUCUAUAUGUAUUCAGCCUAAAGGAUAUCGGUAAUACUAACUGUGGCGAGGGACUUCAGUGUGCGAGUGAUCGAGGCAUUACUGGGAUUGGGAGUGUAUAGGACAGUCCUUGUUCUACAAAGUUAGGUGUUCUAUAGCAGCACAUCAGUCAGAGUCGAGGAAGUCAGAGUCGAGGACAGCCAGGCUGUUAUUUCUGGUCCAUACUCAUUAUCUGCAUUAUAGGUAGCAUUAUAAUUAUAUGCCUUAACUUGAGCAAUUCUGUUGUAACAGAAAACAAAAAGUUUGGUCUAUUUAUAGCGAUUACAGUUAACGGGAUGCGUCAAUUGUGAUCACAGUGAUAUAUGUCAUUUGUAUGCUUGCACAUAGUCCUUAACUACGUUAGAUUUUAAAACAAACUUAUAAAAAGCAUUGCUUACUUGCUAUGCAUUCUAAUCUGUGGGAUCUGUUUUAAAUACCAGUGUAUACUCUCUCCACAACCAGAUUUGUUACAUGUUUUACUAUUGAAAAUUAUCAGUAUUGAACUCUUCAAAUAUGGAAAAUUAGAAAUUUUCUAGAACCUGGUCAUUAGUUAUGUAUACCUUGAUAUACCUGUUAAUGUUUUUCUCACAGUUUUAAAUUGAACUUUUCCCCCUGUAAACAUUUUGUACAGAAUAUAUAUAAAGGCCUUCAACUGAAUCUUUUUUUUUUUUAAAGGAGGAAAGAUAUGUUAAAACUGCCACAUGUCAUACUUAAUGUCUGCAAGCAAUCAAAGUAAUGAUUGGUGAUUAUCCAUAUAUAUAUAUUCAUUAACAAUGAUACUAAACCAACAUCUCUGCCAUUUAAUGGAUGGCCUGGGAGUUGAUUAAAAGAGACUGAUGGCUGAUGUGAAGGCAAGGCAUUAACACUGUUAUAUGAUUUCACAAAUAGAAAGAAUUGUAACUAGUUAAUCAUGUCAGUACAAUCCCAGGUGUUUCAGAUGAUAUCAGAAACUAUUUCAUAUUGAUAUCUAUCACAUCAGUUGUCAUACAUUAUACAACUGUAUAUUGUUAUCUAUCAGACAUUAUACAACUGUAUAUAGAUAUCUAUCAAACCAGUUGUCAUACAGCUGUAUAUAGAUACCUAUCAAACCAGUUGUCAUACAGCUGUAUAUAGAUAUCUAUCAGACCAGUUGUCAUACAUUUUACAACUGUAUAUUGUUAUCUAUCAGACCAGUUGUCAUACAUUUUACAACUUUAUAUAUAUAUCUAUCACACCAGUUGUCACAUUUUACAACUGUAUAUUGAUAUCUAUCACACCAGGUGUCAUACAUUAUACAACUGUAUAUUGAUAUCUAUCAUACCAGUUGUCACAUUAUACAACUGUAUAUUGAAAUCUAUCACAGCAGUUGUCAUACAUUAUACAACUGUAUAUUGAUAUCUAUCACACCAGUUGUCACAUUAUACAACUAAAUAUUGAUAUCUAUCACACCAGGUGUCGUACAUUAUACAACUGUUUAUUGAUAUCUAUCACACCAGUUGUCACAUUAUACAACUGUAUAUUGAUAUCUAUCACAGCAGUUGUCAUACAUUAUACAGCUGUAUAUAGAUAUUUAUCACACCAGUUGUCACAUUAUACACCUGUAUAUUGAUAUCUAUCACACCAGUUGUCAUACAUUAUACAGCUGUUUAUUGAUAUCUAUCACACCAGUUGUCAUACAUUAUACAGCUGUAUAUUGUUAUCUAUCAGACCAGUUGUCAUACAUUUUACAACUGUAUAUUGAUAUCUAUCACACCAGUUGUCAUACAUUAUACAACUAGAUAGAUAUCUAUCACACCAGUUGUCAUACAUUAUACAACUAUAUAUCUAUCUAUCAAACUAGUUAUCAUACAUUAUACAGCUGUAUAUAGAUAUCUAUCAAACCAGUUGUCAUACAUUAUACAACUAUAUUUAUAUCUAUCACACCUGUUGUCAUACAUUAUACAACUGAAUAUUGAUAUCUAUCAGACCAGGUGUCAUACAUUAUACAGCUGCGUAUUGCAAAAGAGGUGUCUCAUCACCACCAGAGUUUUGGAAUAUAAAAAUAUAAGUAAAAUUACAGGGUUUCCAUAAAUUAUGCUAAGUUAUUUAACAAGAUUAGCAAACUUUACACACUCAAACUGUCUAGCAUGGAUACUUUUAGCAUGAAAGUAUGAGAUUGUUACAGGAGCAUGUUUGUUUGACAAAGUAGGACCAAUAUAGUUUGUUGUAGUUAUAGUUUAAUUAUCUGUGAUGCAUUGGUGUUAUCACUCAUACUGUGAUGUUUAAUUUGGAAUUUUAUGUAGUUUGCUUUCCAGUCAGUUUUGUCAAUUUGAACACAGCACCAUAUGAUCAGUCUUCAAUAAUUUGUGUAUCUGAUGAUGGACUGGCCAUGUGUAUCCAUUAAAGGACUGGCCAUGUGUAUCCAUUGAAGGACUGGCCAUGUGUAUCCAUUGAAGGACUGGCCAUGUGAAUCCAUUGAAGGACUGACCAUGUGUAUCCGUUGAAGGACUGGCCAUAUGUUAAUGAUGUCAUAGAACAUAAGAAGGUUAAUUCAAUGUACUGCCAAUUUAAAAAGUGUAAUGCAUAGAUAAUCAUUUUGUAUAUUAAAUGUAUCAUGUUAUAUUUAUAUUUUCACCAGCAUUAGGUUAAGUUAAGUUUUUUAUAUAUGUACUUGUGUACAAUGUUAUAUUUGUGGUCAGUAACUGUAGAGUAAUAUCUCAUGUUAAUUUGCAGUCUUAAACACUUUCCUAGGGAUGCAAUGUAUGUGUAUCUAUUAUGCAUAUUCUGGCAUACGAGCGCGUAAUGUGGUAUUUAACAGAAAACAGUGAAUUUAAUAGCAUAAUCUUUGGCCUCAUAUUCUUUACAAGGCAGGGCAUCAUUUUGAGCUGACGACUCAACAAAGUUUUACCUUUUUUUGCUAUAUUAACUUAUAAAUAAUCUGACAUAAAUGCUUACAAUUCUGUAGAUAAAUAGCAAAGAUGUACAAUGUUCCAAAGCAACAACUUAUUCUGCUGUCACUUCAUCUGCUAGGAAAGGACAAUUCUGAUUGGUCAAUACAGAAGUGAUAUUUUCACACGGUGACAAACAUCACUUGUAAAAUCUGUCACUGCGUGAAAAAUAUCAGUUUCGUCUGGUUUAUAGAAUUCAAUAUGAUACUGUUGAAAAAUGUAAUAAAAAGAACUUCAUGAUAAGGAGCGUAGUACUUACAGUUACAAUGUUUAAUGUGUUUAUGUUAUAACAUCAUGUUGGGAGCUUCAGAUUUGUUGAUGAUUUACAUGUGUAUAGACAUUCAUUAAAAAACAUGUAUAUUGAAGUGUAUGUCUAUGCUAUGAUCAAAAAUGUGCUGAUCAUGAUCGCUGGUUGUUACCAUAUUACUGUAUAAAUAUUUGUGUCACUGUAAACAAAUCUGUUGCUAUAGAUGUACUGGAUUAAAUAGGACACCAGCAUGAUUAGUAUCAGUUUGUUUCACCAGAAUAGUGCUAAUAGCGGUAUUACAUUAUCAGUAUUCAUAAUGUUAUUUUAUAAAAGGCUUUCUAUGUCAAGAA
Molecule: messenger RNA, 5464 nt
Organism: Mizuhopecten yessoensis (Yesso scallop)
Lineage: Eukaryota; Metazoa; Mollusca; Bivalvia; Pectinida; Pectinidae
Exons: 8
Coding region: 871-1977 (368 amino acids)
Source: RefSeq, a predicted model, not a curated record